UCUAGACUCUCUAUACAACCGGGUUUCUCAGCAAGCGGCGGAGGGAGGCAGUGCCAAAGUCAUGCACCGUCGCCACACCACCCUGCGUGAGAAGGGUCGUCGGCAGGCAGUCCGUGGGCCGGCCUACAUGUUCAAUGAGCGCGGCACCAGCCUGACCGCUGAGGAGGAGCGCUUCCUGGAUGCCGCUGAGUACGGCAACAUCCCCGUGGUGCGCAAGAUGCUGGAUGAGUCUAAGACACUCAACGUCAAUUGUGUGGACUACAUGGGCCAGAAUGCAUUGCAGUUGGCGGUGGCCAAUGAGCACCUGGAGGUGACAGAACUGCUGCUGCUAAAGGAGGGCCUGGCCCGUGUGGGUGAUGCCCUCCUCCUCGCCAUCAGCAAGGGCUAUGUACGCAUCGUGGAGGCCAUCUUGGGCCACCCGGCCUUCGCGGGGGGGCUGGAGCGCGAGCUACACAACGACGACUUCUACGCCUACGAUGAGGACGGCACACGCUUCUCGCAUGACGUGACUCCGCUGGUGCUGGCUGCGCAGUGCCAGGAGUAUGAGAUUGUGCACAUCCUGCUGGUGAGGGGUGCACGCAUCGAGAAGCCUCACGACUAUUUUUGCAAGUGCGCGGAAUGUGGUGCACGGCAGCGGCGUGACCCCUUCAGCCACUCGCGCUCCCGCAUGAAUGCUUACAAAGGCCUGGCUAGCCCUGCCUACCUCGCCCUGUCUAGUCCAGACCCCGUUCUCACCGCCCUGGAGCUCAGCAAUGAACUGGCUCGGCUUGCAAACAUCGAGACCGAGUUCAAGAAUGAUUACCGGAAGCUGUCCAUGCAGUGCAAGGACUUUGUGGUGGGGGUGCUGGAUCUGUGCCGGGACACGGAGGAGGUGGAGGCCAUACUGAAUGGGGACGUGGACCAGGCCCCCCCGGGUGAUCAUCACCGCCCCUGCCUGAGCCGUGUUAAGCUGGCCAUCAAGUACGAGGUCAAGAAGUUUGUAGCCCAUCCCAACUGCCAGCAGCAGCUUCUCACCAUCUGGUAUGAGAACCUGUCAGGGCUCCGUCAGCAGUCCAUCGGUGUGAAAUGCUGGACUGUGCUGGGAGUGACUGUGGGGCUCCCCUUUCUGGCCAUUGCUUACUGGAUCAUGCCUUGCAGCAAGCUGGGGCAGAUACUCCGCAGUCCCUUCAUGAAGUUCGUGGCCCACGCUGUGUCCUUCACUAUCUUCCUGGGCCUUCUUGUGCUCAAUGCCUCAGACCGCUUUGAGGGUAUCAAGACCCUCCCCAACGAGACCGUCACUGACCACCCCCGGCAGAUCUUCCGGGUGAAGACCACUCAGUUCUCCUGGACUGAGAUGCUCAUCAUGAAGUGGGUCCUUGGUAUGAUCUGGUCGGAGUGCAAGGAAAUCUGGGCAGACGGGCCUCGAGAAUAUGUGAUGCACCUGUGGAACGUGCUGGACUUUGGCAUGCUCUCCAUCUUCGUGGCGUCCUUCACAGCUCGUCUCAUGGCCUUCCUGAAGGCCUCGAAGGCCCAGCUAUAUGUGGACCUGCAUGUGCCCAACAAUGACCUUAGCAAUGCCUCCCUGCCAGCUGACGUGGCCUACUUCACCUACGCCAGGAACAGAUGGAGACCCUCUGAUCCUCAACUUAUAUCCGAGGGCCUCUACGCCAUUGCGGUGGUGCUCAGCUUCUCCCGCAUCGCCUACAUCCUGCCCGCCAACGAGAGCUUCGGCCCGCUGCAGAUCUCCCUGGGUCGCACCGUCAAGGACAUCUUCAAGUUCAUGGUCAUCUUCAUCCUGGUGUUUGUGGCCUUCAUGAUCGGCAUGUUCAAUCUCUACUCCUACUACCUGGGAGCCAAAUAUAACCCUGCCUUCACCACAGUGGAGGAGAGCUUUAAGACCUUGUUCUGGUCCAUCUUCGGCCUGUCUGAAGUAAUCUCGGUGGUCCUGAAGUAUGACCACAAGUUUAUUGAGAACAUUGGCUAUGUGCUCUAUGGAGUCUACAACGUGACUAUGGUGGUUGUCCUCCUCAACAUGUUGAUCGCUAUGAUCAAUAACUCCUACCAGGAGAUUGAGGAAGAUGCUGAUGUGGAGUGGAAGUUUGCCCGCUCUAAGCUGUGGCUGUCCUACUUUGACGAGGGUCGCACCCUCCCACCCCCUUUCAACCUGGUUCCCAGUCCCAAGUCCUUUUACUAUCUGGUGCUGCGGUGUAAGCAGUGUGUGGUGCACCUGUGUAAGACCAAAGCUAGGAGCCACGAUAGCGAAGUGGAGAUGGGCAUGCUUAAGUCACGCACCAAGGGUCGAUUCCGAAUGUACCCCAGAGGCAGGGAUGAAUUAACGCUGAAAAAGCCAAUUGCACACCCAACUCGAUACCAGAAAAUCAUGAAGCGGCUCAUUAAGCGUUACGUGCUGAGGGCCCAGGUGGACAGAGAGAAUGACGAAGUCAACGAAGGUGAGCUGAAGGAGAUCAAGCAAGACAUCUCCAGCCUCCGCUAUGAGCUCCUGGAGGAGAAGUCCCAGGCCACAGGGGAACUGGCCAGCCUCAUUCAGCAGCUUAGCGACAAGUUUGGGAAGGAUCCCAAGCUGCCCUGAGGCAGAAAAGCCCGGCCAGGAGUUCCUGUUAAGGAUGCACUGAAGCAGGCGGUGAAGUGGCACGAAACCCUGUUACAAGCCACAGGUUCCUUUUUACACCUUAGAAUUAAUUAUGUGGUCCACUGCACCAAAAACCCCACGUCUGUCAUUUUAGUACCUCUGUGGGAUCUUUAAACCAUACUGGUGUAUCCGUGAAGAAGGAAUCAAAGGUCCUAAUGAUCACCUGGAUUAUUAUAUUCUGCAGGACACAAGUGUAGCACAUGGAGAAGGAGGCAAAAGUUAAAGGAUGUAAUGACUUGGAGAACAAAGGUAAAAGAAGGAAUAGCCUCACAUCUGUUCUGAUUAACGGCGAACAGAGAUGGUUACUGGACUGGAUCGGACUGGCAGAGAGAAGCACCAAGGUUGCUCUAAGGACAAAUUGUUCAGCACCUCUGCUGUUGAGAGGAAGCAGUGUGCCAGCAGGGGUGUUUGUGUGUGUGAAGGUUUAAAUAGCGUUCAGGGGCUCCAUCUGUCACAAACAUCUCGCAGCUCUUAGAGCUCAACACGUUACCAUGCAGACUUUUUGUGCAGCACAUGUAUGUAGCUAUGUAGCUGCACAAGGUAUUUCACUAUUGCUUUCUGUCUGGCCUAAUUAAACCUCUGGAGGGAGAGAAAAGGUGGAGACAGCAUCACCAGCACAACAGAAGGAGAACCACUGUGACAGCUCGGCUCGGUCAAUACACCCCUUAGACAACCAGUUUGGUGUUCAGGACCUAUAAGCCUCUGACUAUAUCUUCUGAAGCAUCUCUCUGCAAAGGCUGUCUAAUUAAUUGAGCCUUUCUGACAUGCAAGACUAUCUUCACAGGUCGAUCCUUUGUCAGUCAGCGCUUUGCAAGAGCAAAUGCAGGUGACGUCUUACACAGACUACCUGGCCAAUGGGCUUUUCACCGAAUCACCAGGAAAGGGACAGACUGCCCUUAAUUGCAGGCAUGAUUGAUGCAUUUCAGUCUGCCCUGAAUGAAACAAGUUUUUUGCAUUCAGGUAAUACUUAGUUACUGACUCCAAACACUGUUUCACGAUGCCUUUGACAAUUUCUCUUUGUUGCGUUAAAAAAGAAAAAAUCUGUGGGUGACAUCUUUACAAAUAGCAAAUCUUUGUUAAAAAAAAGCUGUUUGUAAAUUAAAAGAAUUAAAUAGAACUGCCUAAUCUCAUAGCAAAGUGGAUAGACAUUAUAAAUACACUACUGUAUUUUUCAAUAGGGGAAAAUAUUUUAAAAACUUGUAUAUUGUAUUUUCAGCAUUAAAUUAAUCAAUAUAAAACUGAGCCAUAGUGCGAUUUCAAAAUAUUAUGCGUGUCAAAUCUUAUUGUCUUUGAUUAAAGGCCUUGGUCUUA
This is a messenger RNA of Brienomyrus brachyistius, 3940 nucleotides long. It is a transcript of the gene trpc7b, whose product is annotated as transient receptor potential cation channel, subfamily C, member 7b. NCBI's taxonomy places the organism in Eukaryota, Metazoa, Chordata, Actinopteri, Osteoglossiformes, Mormyridae. The coding region runs from base 62 to 2569 and encodes 835 amino acids. Gene Ontology annotation, cellular component: membrane; cation channel complex. Gene Ontology annotation, molecular function: inositol 1,4,5 trisphosphate binding; store-operated calcium channel activity; protein binding. Gene Ontology annotation, biological process: manganese ion transport; regulation of cytosolic calcium ion concentration; calcium ion transmembrane transport. The record is from RefSeq and is a predicted model, not a curated record. The transcript is spliced from 12 exons.